AUGCCCGACGCUUCGAAUAUAUUUGACGCCAACAUCAGGAGGGAUACUAGUUCCAACGCUCCGACGGAAUUAUGCUCUUCGGUCGAUUCUCUUUUUUCUUCUGGGCCUGCUUCAAGCACAAUUGGACCUACCAAAGAUUUUGUCGAGUUCGAGGCUGAAAUAAAAGAAAUCAAAAGGCAGAUCGAUGCGUUCCCAGCUACUGGUUCCACCGACCAUGCUACUGCUUCUGGGGCAGUCAAACAUUUCCAGGAUGACUUGACUAGCAAUGGAGCUGCCAGUGAGAAUAAUAAGAAGAGUGGCAAUUAA
This is a messenger RNA of Kwoniella shivajii, 306 nucleotides long. RefSeq lists its product as uncharacterized. The record is from RefSeq and is a predicted model, not a curated record. Lineage: Eukaryota; Fungi; Basidiomycota; Tremellomycetes; Tremellales; Cryptococcaceae. Bases 1 to 306 code for a protein of 101 amino acids. The transcript has 2 exons.